Molecule: messenger RNA, 408 nt
Organism: Fraxinus pennsylvanica
Lineage: Eukaryota; Viridiplantae; Streptophyta; Magnoliopsida; Lamiales; Oleaceae
Source: the annotation of a GenBank genome assembly
AUGCUUUUGCCAUAUUCGUUCCAGCUCUUGACUGCAGAUGACAAAAUCCAAACAAAAGUUCUAGCUACUUCAAAUAACCUUAAGAUUCUUGAGUUAUCAGCUAUAAGUUUAGAUUUAUUGGAAGAACUCUCGAGUGUUCUUUGCUUUCUUAGGAGCUUCCCAAACCUUGAGAAACUAAAAAUUACGAUGUUUCCUGAAGAAGCAUAUGAUACAGGUGAUACUAUGGAAUUUCUCAAAGUGCAAGACUAUUCAAAGGUAUUAUUAAAUCGACUUCAGGAUGUGAAGUUGAUAUCUAUUAGUGGCAAUGUUCCUGAGAUGGCGCUCAUCAAGCUUUUAUUAGAAAAAUCAUUGACGUUGAAAAGAAUGGUGAUUAGUGGGGAGGAACUGUUAGACAAAAAUCGAUCUUGA